Xyrauchen texanus (razorback sucker) is the source of this 1439-nucleotide messenger RNA. It is a transcript of the gene ccdc106a, whose product is annotated as coiled-coil domain containing 106a. The coding region runs from base 167 to 1318 and encodes 383 amino acids. The record is from RefSeq and is a predicted model, not a curated record. The transcript has 9 exons. Lineage: Eukaryota; Metazoa; Chordata; Actinopteri; Cypriniformes; Catostomidae. Gene Ontology annotation, cellular component: nucleoplasm.
GUCUUCACGUUGUUGUUAGCGCUGCUGAGGGCGAUUUAAUUGUUAUUGUUAACAGGGAAGCGCUUUAGUUAAAACACAGAUGAACGUGCAUUGAGAAAGACAUCAUACUUGUAAAAGAGAAGCACGUGGACAAAUGAGAAAAGAUCAAAACUGAAUUAACAGAAAUAUGAACAAUGCUGAUUCAGCCACGAGAAAGCACACAAGUUCACGAGAGCUUCAGACUCCCAAGAAUGAGGAUGCAUACGAAAUCUCCAUUCCCUUUGAAGAUAACAACUUUGAGCAGCAGGGAGGCUUUUACAACCAGAAUGACCAGAACUUUGAUGGUAGUGAUCCGCCAGCACCGGGCAGCUCGUACCUGUUAAUCACUAACUUGCGCACACAACUGCAGAUCUCGCUGGAAAAAAAUUCAUGGCUGCAGAAACGAAUCGAGGACCUGGAAGAGGAGAGAGACUUCCUCCGCUGCCAGCUGGAUCGCUUUAUUUUCUCAACUAAGAGUCAGGAGAGCAACGGAAAUGAUUCCAGGAGUUUUUCUUGGAGGAGGCGGCGAGAGACUGAUCGAGAUCAACAAGCAGAGAGCCAGCGGCCAGCCAACCGUCAAUCAUUCCAGCAGAGGCCAUCCCAACAAACCUCAGCCAAUCCUAAAAUCAUGAGCUCUGGGCCUGGUCCAGUCACUGUUCAGAUGAAUUCCAUGUUUGGACCUGCCCACCCUCAGACUCUUUUACAGGCCCAUGGUGUCGGCAGCAGCAGUUGCAGUAGUACCAACAGACUCAACAAACUGCAUGAAUCUCUUUCUCUUCUGGGAGAUGAAAAUGAUGAAUACCUGGAGGAUAGCUACCUGGAGGAAGAGGAAAUGAUGUCAGGAGAGGAUGUGAUGUCAGAAAACUUGUCUCAACAGAAUAUGGGCUCAGUUGGAAGACCCACCGGCACUCAUCCAGCUCUGAAGAGGAGGAGGGUCUUCAGAAUCCCCAGAGGGAGGGAGAGACAGAGAGUGAAAGAUGCAGCAGGUGUGUUGUUCCGCUAUAAAAAGAUUCUGGUGACAUACCAGAGGCUAAAGAACAUGUCGAAGGCCUUCCAGAUCCAUGGAGUCGAUCGUAACACAGUGGCCUCUACCACACCCAUUGCUGAGCUUCUGCUGGUGGCCCCGGAGAAGGUGGCUGAGGUUGGCGAGUUCGACCCAUCCAAAGAAAAGCUUCUUGACUACGCCCGGCGCUGUUACAUCGCCCUCGACCUCCAGACGCUCAGUAAAGUGCAAGCUCUGAAGAAAAACAACCUGCUCCUGCCCAUUUCCUACAGGUUGAAAGGGACUGAUAAUCGAUAAUUGGAAGAAAACAAGGAGCAACUGAUUCUUAUCCUGCUGUAUUGUGAAACCCCUGCACUGUAUUUUACUGUUCUAUAGAACACACAUUUACCGUCUCAACCUCCAUUCUGCUGUUCGGAAU